AUGAAAGCAGAAGAACACAACGGUUUGAAUGGGAUGGAGGAUUCUCGGAACGUUGGGGACGGUAGCGAGGACGAGAACUCGAACGGUCACGACGAUCAACUCGGCCCAGCGGUUAGGGAUGCUCUGAUCAAGAGAGCAGAGGCAGAAGCAUUACAAGUCCAACGAGACCAUGAAAUCACAGUUGCAAGGACUCAGGAAGAAGAAGACGCUGUCAAGAAACAGUCAGUCAAAACGGCAGUCCCUGACAGUAGAAGCAUUAAACCCCAGCCAACAGCUAACCAGCAGAAACAGAAACAGCAGCAUCAAGCUGCAGAAGAAGCCAAUCAAGCCGCAGCUGAAGAAGAAACCAUGAAAAUUGUGGCAGAUCAGGCCAGCUUGUCAACCGCGCUAAUGUUGAAGGAGGACGAAGGUAUCAAGCAGGAACACAAAAACUCAGGCAUAAUGAAAGCUCAGUUCAGCAAACCCCAACAAAGCGGCCAGCUAUCAUUCUUCUCAAAGAAAGAGGCAGCUAUCGCUGCUGGGGGUAUUCCUGUCAAAGGAUUGCCAACAACACAAGUGUUGAAGGAGAGCAAAGAUCUGGAACAAGAACACGAUAUGACAGCUAUGAGUGAUCUCAUCCAAAUGGCAGCGGAAAUCAAUGAAACUGCCAAAAUGGAAAAAUUUGCAGUUGCUGCAAAUUCCCAAGACCACAAUAAUAGCACGGCCAUCGACGAUCUCAUGCAAAUGGCAACCGAACUCAACGAAAAUGCCAAAAUGGAAAAAAUCGCAAAUGCUUCAAAUUCAAUUGUACAAUCAGAACCAAUCCAGCAGAGACCAGGAGCCUAUAUGGGUGUACCAGGAGAAGCCUUACAAAGAGCCAAUAACAUACGAUUCUCUCUGGUGGGUGCCAGUACCACUGGUCCGGGUGAACCAUUGGUGCAGAUGGAUGAUGAAGCUUCCUCGACACUGCUUCAAACAAGGGGUGACUUGCCCACCAUCAGCGAACGACAACUGGCAGUGGCAAAUCUAGUUCUGGAAGAUGAAGAUGAGGAGAAGAGUAUGCCAGCUGCAGAUCCAGUGGAUAUGCAACAGCUCCAAGAUAGAGAGCAAAAGAAGAAGAGACAGAAGCUGGUGUUUAUUGCUGUGGCAGUUUCCUUGUUCAUUGUGGCAGCAGCCACUGUGGGAGCUGUGGUUAGAACUCAAAACCAAAGAGAACCAGAGGCGGUUGUCUUGCCCUUAACAGAAAGUCCUACUAGUUAUGGUUCCAUGACUCCAUCGGAAGUCCCAUCCUCUGCUCCGACUGGAGCUCUGGACUUGCUGUUGGAUAGCCUGCCAGACUACACUUUGGCAAGCAUCAAUAAUGGCAGCGACACUCCGCAGUGGAGAGCAUGGAACUGGCUAGCCAAUCACCAAAAUAUCACAUUUCUUCCAGAAUGGAGGAAGGAACAGUUGUUUGCUCUCGCUACUUUCUUCUAUGCGUUUGAGGGAGACAAUUGGAAUCCUCUCAUAAAAGGCCAUGGAUGGAUGGAUGAUACUGUCGAAGAGUGUGACUGGUUCUCCAGUGGGUUUGGAUACUUCACGCCCCAUGGACAAUACCGGGAGUGGAGGCAUCCAGUCUCUCCAUGUGAUGAACUUGGACAAUAUACCUCACUGAAUCUUGGCGACCUCCAACUUUCUGGUGUUAGUAUAGUUCUCCCCCGAGAGACUACCCUCAUGACUUCCUUGUCCAGACUCCAUUUGAAUUACAAUGACUUUGCCGGGCCUUUCCCAUCAUUUUUCCAAGCAGAAUUUUCCAAAAUGACCGCUUUGACAUCUUUAGACUUGUCUGAUAAUCAAUUGACUGGAUCACUAUCUUCGGAGCUUGGGCUGCUGACCUCAUUGAAAAGGCUUUGCAUGAGUAAUACUCAGAUGAGUCAUUUGAUCCCUUCUGAGCUUGGCCUCUUGACAUCAUUAGGCGAUCUUGAGCUACCUGGCAAUCGCUUAACAGGUCGAAUUCCUUCUGAGCUUGGGCUCUUGACCUCAUUGAAUACCCUUAAGCUUGAGUGGAAUCAGUUGUCCGGUCCACUGCCUUCUGAGGUUGGAAAGUUGACUGCUUUGAAGUGGUUUAACUCGGGAUACAAUGAAUUGUCAGGCCUGAUUCCUUCUGAGCUUGGGCUCAUGACCUCACUGGAAGCAACUUUGCUUGCUGGGAAUCGGCUGUUUGGUCCGAUUUCUUCAGAGCUUGGGCUCCUGACGACAGUGUAUAUGCUGCAUCUUGCUGAUAAUCAGUUGUCCGGUGCAGUUCCUUCUGAGAUUGGAGAGAUGACUGCUUUGAAUUGGUUAGAGUUGAAUCAGAAUCAGCUUACCAGUCAAAUGCCUUCGGAGCUUGGACUUUUGACAGAUUUGUUUCAGCUGAGUUUGAAUGUAAAUCAGUUGUCUGGUCAAACUGCUAUAGAAGUUGGUCAACUGGCCUUGUUGGAAGAGCUAUAUCUUGAAUAUAAUCAGUUGACAGGCCCAGUUCCUUCUGAGCUUGGAGCAUUGACUGCUUUGGACUUUAUGUGGUUGAAUGACAAUCAAUUCACUGGACCAGUUCCCUUGGAGAUUUGGCUCCUGACUUCGUUGCGGGAGCUCUACCUUAAUGACAAUCAGUUUUCUGGCACAAUCCCAACAGAAGUUAGCAUGAUGACAUCACUGACAUCCCUAGCUCUUGAGAACAAUGACCUGACAGGAGCACUGCCCAGUCAACUGAAUGCUUCCAUGGGAUUGAGCCUGUAUGGGAACCAGUUCUCGGGAACUGUUCCAGACCAUCUGUGUUCUUUGCUGGGGUGCAAUUGUUCCCUAAAUGAAACUCCCCCUGUUUCCACCUGUGCUGGUCUCACAGAAGCUCCGGUUGAUUGGCCUGGGUUGUUUCCAACCAGUGGUGCUGAUGUCAUGCUGAAUAUCCAAACUGAUGAAUAUCCAGAGGAAACAUCGUGGAUCUGGCAGCAGGAAACCAAUGUGACUGGCAUUUGGGGCACACUGGAAUCAGGUGGUCCACUGGAAGAUGCAGAGCAUGUAUACUCCUCUCUCUUCCCGUUCAAUGGGGACGCAGUCUACAGAUUGAUUGUAUCAGACAGUUUUGGUGAUGGCAUACCCCAUGGGUGGAUCACUCUGACAGCCACCAACCAAACAGUGUUGUAUUCUUUGGUAGGUACGGAGGAAUUUUCGGAAAUCACCGUUGACGUUUUGGCUGGAGCAGAUGGAUCCAUUGAGGUGACCAACUCGACAGCUCUGUAG
Messenger RNA from Seminavis robusta, 3234 nucleotides. The record is from the annotation of a GenBank genome assembly. NCBI's taxonomy places the organism in Eukaryota, Bacillariophyta, Bacillariophyceae, Naviculales, Naviculaceae.